AUGUCUGAAGAUCAUCAACAACCUCCAGUAGAAGAACAAGAACAAAUAGAGGUUUCUGCCGUGCCUGAAGCCUCUGAGACCCCAGUUGAGUCGUCUGAAGCGCCAGAAGCACCACUGUCUCCAGAACGCUAUGAGCAGCCAGCCCCAGUGAACGAUUACCAAAAUGAGCAAAGGCACUCGUACCAGCCCUCGAAGCGCGUGUCUAUGGACGGCGAACUCUCUACUACUAGGCUAUUUGUCAGGCCUUUCCCAUUUGACGUGCAAGACUCGGAACUAAACGAGAUCUUUGCUCCUUUUGGUCCAAUGAAGGAAGUAAAGAUUCUGAACGGUUUUGCGUUUGUGGAGUUUGAGGAAGCCGACUCUGCCGCCAGAGCCAUCGAAGAGGUCAAUGGUAAAACUUUUGCCAACCAGCCCUUGGAAGUGGUAUACUCGAAGAUCCAGCCUCCCCGCUACCGUAUGGUUCUCAGAAACCUACCAGAAGGCGUUGCUUGGCAAGAACUUAAGGACCUGGCCCGCGAAAACAACCUGGAAACCACUUUUUCGAGCGUUAACACUAGAGAAUUCGACGGUACUGGUGCUCUAGAGUUCCCAUCUGAAGAAAUCUUACAAGAGGCCUUGGAAAAACUAAACAACAUCGAAUUCAGAGGCUCGGUUAUUUCAGCCGAGAAAGACGACAAUCCCCCUCCCAUUAGAAGGUUCAGAGGCGGUGACCGUGGUGGUUUCGGCGGUCGUGGCCGUGGUGGCUUUGGUGACCGUGGUGGGUUCCGUGGGGGCCGUGGUGGCUUCGGCGGUCGUGGCCGUGGUGGUUUUGGCGACCGUGGUGGGUUCCGUGGGGGCCGUGGUGGCUUUGGCGGUCGUGGCCGUGGUGGUUUUGGUGACCGUGGUGGGUUCCGUGGCGGUCGUGGCGGCUUCGGCGACCGUGGUGGGUUCCGUGGAGGUCGUGGUCGUGGCGACUCCUAUGGUCCUCCAAGAGGCUCCUAUGGCGCCCCAAGGGACGAAUACAGAGGCAGAGACGGCGGCGACUUUUACGGGUCGGCUCGUGAAAGAUCUCCAACUAGAUAA
Lachancea dasiensis is the source of this 1062-nucleotide messenger RNA. The record is from the annotation of a GenBank genome assembly. NCBI's taxonomy places the organism in Eukaryota, Fungi, Ascomycota, Saccharomycetes, Saccharomycetales, Saccharomycetaceae.